UCGCGAGUAUUACUUUUGAAGGAAUCUUUUGUCAAUUGUUCACGGCCCCCAAGUCCAGUAUAAUAAUGUCGACGUCAGUGCAAGAAGCAUCAGUCCAAGCAGAUUCAAAGGGUGACUCCUGGGACUGGAGCUCUCUUCCAUUGCAAGUUGCAGAUGUCAGCAUUCAGAAUACCUGCUCUGAGGUGCAAAAGGCAGUCGAGGAGAAAAUAAACGGCGGAAAGCCGUUCGGUCAGUUUCAUGCAUCAGUUUACAUCCAAAGCGGUACUGAAACCAUAUCCUAUCGCAUAAAGGUUCGUGUCAAUACUGUAACGGAGAUUCGUCUGCAGGUCUAUCAGUUACCCUUUCGGGUUAGAGUGGCGAAAAUGGCUCCUGAGCUGACUGCCGUGUCGGGUGAUGGUCCGCUUGAUGCACCCUUCUAACACUAUCAUCAUCCUAUGAUUUUUCAGGUUCUUGUUCAUUUCAGCCGCCAAAACAACCUGAAUAUUCAUUCACUGCUCCCAGUUUUUGUAUGUGUGUAUUGGAUGGUUCCUCAAUUUUGUUUUCUUUUGCCUUGUGUUUGCCGCUACCCGCCUGUUUCUGUUGUAUUACCCGCCAUAGUGCUGAACAAUGCGCUUUACGAUAUUCCGUUAUUUUUGUACUUCUUUCUAACUCCUUCAACGGAUGAAUACACCCGGAGUGGAAUUCAGUGUCUAGGUGCUCAGAAUAGUAUUAUUCGGUGCACGAAGGAUUGCCAUUGUUUCUGCUCAGUGUUCUACUUUUCACGAUAGAUUCAUGUAGUAUGUAUCAUUGCCAUGCGUUUUAUACAACACUGAAAAGCAACGAGCUUUUAAAAUUAACUUCUCUUCUCAA
Molecule: messenger RNA, 849 nt
Organism: Sycon ciliatum
Lineage: Eukaryota; Metazoa; Porifera; Calcarea; Leucosolenida; Sycettidae
Exons: 3
Coding region: 66-419 (117 amino acids)
Source: RefSeq, a predicted model, not a curated record